UGCUUGUUUCGUGUCCCAGCCGAGCAAGGGAGAGAGUGAGAUUAGAGCUUGGGAACGCUGAAUCUUCUCCUCCAUAAAACAAGAAGAUAAUAGCUUAUUACUCUGCAAAGCUUGAGGAAUGGAAUCGAAUGGAAGCCGUCAGAGUACAGAGGACACCAAAGCAGCAAUCGAGAAGAGUGAAAGAAGUAUGACGACGAAGCUCUCCUGCUGCAUCCGAAGAAAGGAAGAACAAUUCUUGGAUCGGACACGACAUGUGAGAAGGUUCCUAGAUUUCUUGAAGGCUCAACCGUCCAAAGAUUGGUUCCUCAGAUUCGGCUCUGUCGGCAGAUCAUCUCCUUUCACCUUCGUGAAGAGAAUCGGAAGCCAAAGAGGCGGCUCUUCGCCACCGGACUGUGCUCCUGUUCAUGGCUGCCGACCUCUUCGCGUGCCAUUUGUAAGAAGGAUCAACUGGGAAGGCCUGAUCACGUACUGCAAGAACUGGGUAAAGCACCCCAUGAACAUGGCUCUGCUGGUCUGGCUCUUCUUCGUCGCCGUAGGCCUCUUCGUCCUCUUCCUCUUCAUGACCGGACUCCUGGACCACACCAUACCCAAGAGUUCGCAGAGGAAGCGAUGGACUGAGAUCACCAACCAGAUCGUGAACGCGCUCUUCACCAUCAUGUGCAUCUACCAACACCCCAAGCUGUUCCACCACUUGGUGCUCCUAUGUAGGUGGACAUCGACCGACGUUGCCGAGCUGAGGAAGGUGUACUCCAAGAACGGAGCCCCGCGGCCCAACGAGUGGGCUCACAUGAUGCUCGUGGUGCUCCUCCUCCACACCACCUGCUUCUCUCAGUAUGGCUUGUGCGGACUCUACUGGGGUUACUCGAGCGACAGUCGACCGACAUGGCCGCAGAUCCUCUUCAUCGUCCUUGGAAUCGCAGCGCCAGUUGCCGCCGGCAUCUACGCUGUUUACGGUCCCUUGGGAAAGAAGCAGGAGUCCGAAACCGACGUAGAAUCGCGUCAAAUGGCCGUGGCUGCUGCACCGGACACCGAUCUGCUGAAGACACGCAACAAAAGUGUGGUGAUCACGAAGCCCGAAUGGGUCGGCGGACUCUUCGACUGCUGGGACGACCCCACGGUGGCCUCUCUCUCAGUCUUCUGCACGUUGUGCGUGUUUGGGUGGAACAUGGAGAGGCUCGGAUUCGGCAACAUGUACGUGCACAUCGUCACGUUCCUGCUCCUCUGCGUUGCGCCUCUGCUGGUGUUCAGCGUGACGGCGAUCAACAUCGACGACGAUAUUGCCAGAUACACGACGGGGAUCACCGGCAUCCUGCUCUGCUUCUGCGGACUGCUUUACGGAGGCUUUUGGCGGAUUCAGAUGAGGAAAAGAUUCAAGCUUCCGGCGAAUCCUUUCUGCUGUGGCUAUCCGGCCAUGACGGACUUCAUGCAGUGGCUGUUUUGCUGGUCGUGCUCGUUGGCGCAGGAGGUGCGCACCGGGAACUUGUACGACAUCGAGGAGGACAGCUUCCAUCAGAAAGGAGGAGAAGACGAGAGCUCAAAGGUGCACCCUCUGCCGCGAGAAGGUGGAAUGGGGCCAUUAAUGGAAUCCAGCUCUUUGGCACACAGCCACUCCAACCCACACACAGGCAAAUCAAACAGUAAACCUGAUUCUAAUGGAACAGCAACGAAUUGUGUCAGAAUCAACAUAGAUGAGGCAGCAUGUGGAGGUGAGAAAGACGAUUCCAUGACACCACCACUUCAGCCACUGGUUCAGCUAAGAACACCGUAAGGCAAGAAGAAGAUCAUGAAUGGCCAUGGUCAUGCUCUGUUCCUCUUCAGGUUUCUCAUAGAGAUUCCAAGUCUGUAGAAUUCAUUCAUUGCACUACUGAUGUAGAGAAAACUAUUAUUAGGAAACCAUAAGGUGAUUUCUACAUGCAUUAGAAACAUUGUGAAUAUGUUAUCGGAUGCUUACCUCAGAAAUGUUAUAUU
Molecule: messenger RNA, 1968 nt
Organism: Musa acuminata subsp. malaccensis (wild Malaysian banana)
Lineage: Eukaryota; Viridiplantae; Streptophyta; Magnoliopsida; Zingiberales; Musaceae
Biological process (GO): sesquiterpene biosynthetic process
Molecular function (GO): cyclase activity
Source: RefSeq, a predicted model, not a curated record